This is a messenger RNA of Xenia sp. Carnegie-2017, 1458 nucleotides long. RefSeq lists its product as uncharacterized. Lineage: Eukaryota; Metazoa; Cnidaria; Anthozoa; Malacalcyonacea; Xeniidae. The record is from RefSeq and is a predicted model, not a curated record.
AACAGCAUGUAUAAAAAACCACUACAUCUUUGUGGUAAUUUAGACCAGAUUUCUGAAGAACUUAUGGAGGAUAUGGACACAUAUAUGUGUGAUAGUGAAGAAACGAAACAGAAAGAUCCAUACAAUACAGACCCUCUGUGGGAGCCUGAGCAGUUGAGGAGGGAAUAUGAGAACACUGCAGACGAUGAUGAUAAUUUAACUCGCAAUCGAGUAAAUGAAGGAACAAACAAAAGAGAUGAGCCAAAGGGAAUUGUUUUCCUUUCUCAGCUACUUUUGCUUUUUCAACACUGUCAUCAUUGCUUUCACCCCAACCCAAAAGUGAAAACAAGUUGUUGUGGCACUCUGUUGAUUAUGGAAAGUCAGUGCAGUAACUGUAAAAGUUUUACCUGGAAAAGUCAACCAUAUCUUUUUGGAAAGUUUCCAGCUGGCAAUAUUUUGCUUAGUUUUGCUAUUUUGUGUGCAGGUGCUUCAGCAAAAAAGGUACUUCAAGUGUUCAAGAACAUGGGGUUGAUCAGCUACAGAGAAGUCACAUAUUAUUAUCACCAGAGACACUUUCUGUUUCCUUCCAUUGUUUUAUAUUGGCGUAAUUAUCAAAAAAAGAUAUUGGAAUCUCUAGAAGGAAAAGAAGUUGUAUUGUCAGGAGAUGGGCGGCAUGACAGUAUGGCUCAUUCAGCAAAGUAUGGCACAUACACAAUAUUUUGCUGCACAAUUGGAUUAAUCAUUCAUUUGGUUGUUGUACAGGUAGUUUUACUGGCUAACAAUAAAAUUAAUUUGUUCCAAAUACUUGAACAUAUGUCACUCACAUUUUUGUCAAAGGCAAACCAAGCAGGGAGUAGUUCAGCUAUGGAGGCUCUUGGUCACCAAAAGGCCAUGUCAUUUCUCCUUGCAACUGGCGUAAUAAUAACAACAUUCGUAUCAGAUCGACAUGCCACCAUAGCCAAAUGGAUGAGGGAAACAUGUCCAAAACUGUGCAAAAAAUUGGGGAAACCAGUCAUCCAGCAUUUCUAUGACCUGUGGCACAUUGGAAAAAAGAUUCAGAAGAUCAUGAUUACAUUGGCAAAAGAAAAAGACUGCCAAAUCCUAGGAAGAUGGAGAAAAGCAUGCGUACGACAUUUCUAUUGGGCUGCUACAUCUACUUUAUCUGGAAUUGGAGAAGUUAAAUGGGCCAAAUUUGAAUCUUUUUUCUAUCACAUUUUGAAUAAACACAAAGACUUCCCAAAUAAGAUAUACAGCAGAUGCAGUCACAGUGAUGUCCUAAAGCCAACAGUGUGGUUAACAAAGGGAUCUGUUGCUUAUGAAAAGUUGAAAGAUGCACUUACCAAAAAGAAACUUGUUAAAGCUAUCAAACAAGCUUCUUCUGUUGCCCAGACCAGCUGUUUGGAGGGAUACCAUUCAGUUGUUAAUCAUUUCGCACCAAAAAUGAUUCAUUUCUCUUAUUCUGGCAUGUAUUGCAGGUAA